Gongylonema pulchrum is the source of this 789-nucleotide messenger RNA. NCBI's taxonomy places the organism in Eukaryota, Metazoa, Nematoda, Chromadorea, Rhabditida, Gongylonematidae. The record is from the annotation of a GenBank genome assembly.
CUGCUUUUUCCAAAUAUAUUAAUUUUCCAGGUAUUUUCGUUAAUAAAUUCAUGGUUGCUGCAACGCAGUUUGCCGCCAUUUGUUGAGGAAGAUGGAAUUGCGGUCGAUUCGUUAUCACUUCUACUCAUUCAUUUUCUUACUUCAUUUUUCCACAGUCCAUACUUAUCGUCAGCCGGCGAACGCUUAUCAUCAGCUAUUUCGUUGACACAAAGCUUACUGCAAACUACACGUGAUCUCGCAAAUCCUUCAGCACCGUUGCAAAAACCACUGUCAAGCAGGGUAUGGUGCGAACUAAUCAGAAGUCUUGCGGACGGUGUACGAACCGUUUCUUCCAGGUCUGAUGCGUACGGACGUGCAACUUCUGGUACUUUGGCGCAGAAUCUUCUCGGUGCUAUUGUUUUUGUUCGAGCAAUAAGCGGUAUCGAAAUUGAGGAGCGAAUCUGGGACGAUGUGUUGGCGGUGUUCCAGUCUGGUUGCUGGAUGCAAAUGGUGGAGCAGUGGAGUCGUGUUGUUGACAGUGUUACCCGUGCCCUCAUUCUCAAUCUUUUUGCGGUCGAUAUUGCUCCACCUACUGAGCCAGUUGUGCACCAAACAAUAAAGCGGGUGAAAAGCAAUGAAACGGCUAGCAGCACGCAUGAUGAUGGCAGCGGCGAAUUCUCCGAAGGAACUCAUUCCGAAAAUGACAGCUCAGUUGAAGAUGAAAAUGCUCAGAUUAGUUCCGUGGUGCAGGCAAGUUGCACUAUUCAUGAGACUGUUUUUAAACAACAACCGUGCAGUUCGUGCGCGUAA